This is a messenger RNA of Gadus chalcogrammus (walleye pollock), 1679 nucleotides long. RefSeq lists its product as uncharacterized. The record is from RefSeq and is a predicted model, not a curated record. The transcript is spliced from 2 exons. The coding region runs from base 1 to 1212 and encodes 403 amino acids. Lineage: Eukaryota; Metazoa; Chordata; Actinopteri; Gadiformes; Gadidae.
AUGUCACGCAACACUGUUGUCAACAAAGUAGAGAAAGUUGCUCUUGAAAUGAAAAUCAAUUUGAAAACUUCUCUAAGUGGAAUUGAGUUCAUUGCAACUACCACUGACUGCUGGACAGCAUACAGGCGUGGAUUCCUUGGUGUCACAGCCCAUUGGAUAGACCCCCAAACUAUGAAGAGAUGUUGCGCUGCCCUGGCCUGCAAACAGCUGAAAGGGUCACAUUCUUUUUCUGCCCUUGCCAGUGCUCUGAAUGAGAUCCACACUGAGUUUAACAUCCGUGACAAGAUUACCCGCACCACAACUGACAACGGCUCGAAUUUUUUAAAAGCUUUUAGAUUGUAUGGUCAAACCAACGAAAACAUCAACAAUCCAGCACCUACAGCAGCGAGUGGUGAAGAAGAUGAUGAUGGUGGUGAAGAUGAGAAUAAUGAAGACCAGGAUAGCGUGGAGUUUGUUGAAGCUGGAGCCAUAUUAGAUGAAGAUGACUGCCUGGAGUAUCAGCUUCCAAAACACCAUCGUUGCGCCUGCCACCUUCUGAACCUGGUGUCAACUGUUGAUGUUGAGGAGGCAAAUGUCAGCACGGUGUACAAGCGGGUCUCACGUUCAACGUUUUCAAAGUGCUGGAGCCUUUGGAAUAAGAGCGCCAGAUCCACCACAGCAGCUGAGAUCAUUGAAGAAAAUUGCAAACUCCAGCUUUUGAGGCCUAACGCUACAAGAUGGAAUUCACUUUUCUUAGCAGUGGAAAGGAUUGUGAGAAUUGCAAGAGAACAAGGAGAAGGAGCCAUCACAGCUGUUUGCAGUGCACUUAAGAUCCCCAUGUUCACUCCUGUCGAGAUUGCAUUUCUGACAGAAUAUGCAAAGACGAUGAGACCGGUCGCAAAGGCCCUUGAUGUUCUUCAAGGAGAGACCAAUGUGCAUAUGGGGUGGUUGGUCCCUACAAUAACGCUUCUCAAGGCUAAGCUCCAGCACUUUUGCAUUUCCUCAAAGUUCUGUGGGCCCUUGAUUGAUGCACUCCUAGCAGGCAUUGAAAAACGGUUCGGACAGAUCCUUGCCGAUCCAGAGCUGAUUGCUGCAGCAAUCCUAGUCCCAAAAUUCAAGACUAGCUGGACCAGUGAUGAAUGCAUCCUAAAACUUGGUAAGUGUUGCACUGUUUGCUUUUUGAUAGAAGCUAAUAGAGGAUAUUCCUGCUUUGAAGUAUCUCUAACAUACUAACAGUGCAAACCAAUGACAGCGUGGCAGCGAAGCGUAAUUCUAAUUCCCAUGCAUUUCAACAGGAGACAAUCCAUUGUGACAUAGACCACCGUUUUAAGCGAAACCAGCAGAAAAAGUUUAAUCCUUGAAAAAUUGCAGGACUGUGGUGUUUGGGCUUGUUGUUUUCCUGUUAUGUUAUAUAAAGACAAGUGACUAGAUAGCAUACUAACUGUCUAUCCUGCUAACUAGCUCACUAGUCAAGUCUCUUAUGCUAUUUCCACACCCUACACCACGCCUACUCAAAGCGUUGGAAGCGUAAUGCACCAUAAGAAAUUACGUAGGAAAUCAAAAGCAAUCUUUAUUUGUAAGCCAUAUAAAGUUGAUAAAAAUCAUAAUGCCAUCUUUCAGUGUUGUAAUUUCAAUGUUUUAAUCCAGGUCCAUGGUCCAAUUUGGUCCUAUUUUUGUUUUUCUAUUCCAUAGGCCUUGAC